UUGCUUCCCUCACGCGGUGGCGGCGCCGGACCCGGAAGUGGUGUCCGCCGUGGAGGGGCCGGCGGCGGCGGCGGCGGCGCCGGGCGGGAUGGGGGAGGCGAUCCCGCUGGGCGCGCCGGUGCCGGUGGAGCAGGCCGUGCUGGAGACAUUCUUCUCCCACCUGGGCAUCUUCUCCUACGACAAGGCGAAAGACAAUGUGGAGAAAGAGCGGGAGGCCAACAAGAGCGCGGGGGCCAGCUGGCUGGCACUGCUGGCCGGGCUGGCGCACCUGGCCGCCGCCGAGAAGGCCUACCACAGCAUGACCUUCCUGGGCCAGAAGCUAGGUGGUCAGUCAUUCUUCAGCCGAAAGGACUCCAUCCGAACCAUCUACACAUCUCUGCAUAAUGAGCUGAAGAAGGUGGUGGCGACGGGUCGCAAUGCACUAGGAGGAACAGCUCCUCACUUAGAAGAGCUGCUUUCUCACCUGUCUGAACAGCUGUGUUUUUUUGUUCAGGCUCGGAUGGAAAUUGCUGACUUCUAUGAAAAAAUGUACACGCUCAGCACCCAAAAGUUCAUUAACUCUGAGGAACUGGUAAACAUUUUGGAAUCCAUCUUAAAGAAAUACAGCUCAAGAUUUCAUCAUCCAAUCCUCAGUCCUCUUGAAAGCAGUUUCCAGCUGGAAGUAGAUGUGCUUGCCCAUCUCUUAAAGGCUCAGGCUCAGAUCUCAGAGUGGAAGUUCCUUCCAUCCCUGGUCAACUUGCACAGUGCUCAUACAAAACUACAGACUUGGGGCCAAAUUUUUGAGAAGCAGCGAGAGACCAAGAAGCAUCUGUUUGGAGGGCAGUCUCAGAAGGCUGUACAACCUCCACACCUCUUCCUCUGGCUGAUGAAGCUCAAAAACAUUCUCCUUGCCAAGUUUAGCUUUUACUUCCAUGAGGCCCUUAGUCGACAAACAACAGCAUCUGAAAUGAAAACUUUGACUGCUAAAACAAAUCCUGAUUACUUUGGGAAGAUUUCCAGCUUCAUCCGGAAGUAUGAUGCCAUCAAUGUUUCCUUGAUUUUUGACAAUCGUGGAUCAGAGAGUUUUCAGGGACAUGGUUAUCAUCAUCCUCAUUCUUACAGGGAAGCUCCCAAGGGAGUGGAUCAGUACCCUGCAGUGGUGUCUCUGCCCAGCGACAGGCCCGUAAUGCACUGGCCCAAUGUAAUCAUGAUUAUGACUGAUAGAACCUCUGACCUCAACAGUUUGGAGAAGAACACAGGCUGGGACGUGAAAAGCUGCAGCACAACCUGGAAGGCAAAUGGUCACUGGGAUGCCGUGACAUAUGUCAGUACCAGUCUCAGCUCAGAUGAACUUACAGAGACAAGCUGAGGUUGAGCAGGUAUUCUGGAAUCAACAGCUCCAUGGAAAGAGCAGAAAAGCUCUUUUCAAAUGUUAUUUAUGUCUGGCUAACUAUCAUUACUAUAUACUAGUGUUUUCUUUCUGUUCAGUUUUAAAUAGUUUCACAAUUAAGCCAAGUGACUUGGGGAAUUUGGAUUUCAAUAUAUAGCCUAUGCAGUAUGUUUACCUCAUUCUAAAAUGUCUCUUUCACCACUUCUAGGCUGCAGGUUUGGAAGAAAUAUGUAUUCUAGUUACCUCGAAAGUGCUUUAUUUCGGAAAUCCGUGUUUCCAGAUACAAUAAAAGGGUUGAUUUGGCUGCA
Colius striatus (speckled mousebird) is the source of this 1677-nucleotide messenger RNA. It is a transcript of the gene KICS2, whose product is annotated as KICSTOR subunit 2. The record is from RefSeq and is a predicted model, not a curated record. NCBI's taxonomy places the organism in Eukaryota, Metazoa, Chordata, Aves, Coliiformes, Coliidae. The transcript is spliced from 4 exons. The coding region runs from base 89 to 1348 and encodes 419 amino acids. Gene Ontology annotation, biological process: negative regulation of TORC1 signaling; cellular response to amino acid starvation; cellular response to glucose starvation. Gene Ontology annotation, cellular component: KICSTOR complex.